This is a messenger RNA of Cydia pomonella (codling moth), 8114 nucleotides long. RefSeq names its product ubiquitin carboxyl-terminal hydrolase 30 homolog (gene Usp30). NCBI's taxonomy places the organism in Eukaryota, Metazoa, Arthropoda, Insecta, Lepidoptera, Tortricidae. The record is from RefSeq and is a predicted model, not a curated record. Gene Ontology annotation, molecular function: cysteine-type endopeptidase activity; cysteine-type deubiquitinase activity. Gene Ontology annotation, biological process: protein deubiquitination. Gene Ontology annotation, cellular component: cytosol; nucleus. The transcript has 9 exons. Bases 1110 to 2612 code for a protein of 500 amino acids.
CUUUUGCUCGCUCGGGUACGUAUUGCGGAGACCGGUUAGAUGGGUCAGUUGGGGCAGCAAUAUAAUUAUGCGCGUGCGUUAGAGACAGGAAGAGACGGGUAAAUUUUAAUAAAUUCAAAUAAAUUGGUGCUUAGCGUCCUUAUAACUUAUCUAUACUGGAAUAAAAUCUAGUUGUAUUAAAGUUGGAUAUAUAACUAUCCUAAUUCAAAGACUAAAGUAAUGCUUUGAUCACACGUACCGAGUACAUUGGCAAGAGAGUGCCCUCGGCUGAGUAAAGGCUCAUAAAUUACACCAGAACCAACACUCGGGAAAUCUCUCGCCACUGUGCGUGUGAUCUAGGCAUAACGAAUAGAAAAAAAUUAUGAAAAUAUUGAAAUCUAUCUGACAUUAUACGUCAAAAUAUAAUGAAAUUAUUGUAAAGGGUGUAAAAGGAUUGAUUUCUAAGUUCUAAAUUAUAAAUGAAUAUCCCAGAGCAGUAGAUGAACCUGCUUUAAUCUAAUUAUGUCCACCUUUAAUGUUUAUGACAGGAUUCUGAUUGUAACCGUAUUAAUCACCACUUUAAUGUUGGGCCUUGCAUAUUGCUUAUAUCAAUAUUGGUGAUAACAGGAUCAGGAAAGCGAAACUUUAUUUCUUGUAGUGAGUGAUUUCGUUGAGAAAAUUUUUUUUCAUUAUUACCUACAGAAAAAAAUAUUAUCGUUAAAUAAUAUUGUUUUCAAAAAUCAGAACGUUGCAAUCAAUCAAGCAAUAUGUCUUUCUCCAUACCCAUGAUCACGCUGAAACUUGGAGUCGGAGACAGGAUACUGAUUGGCUGCUUUUCAGGUGCCCUCGCACUUGUAGGAUUAGGAUACUUCAUAUAUCAUUAUUGGUGACAAUAAAUUCUUGUUUACCUAAAUUUUAUAAAAACCUACAUUGUAUUUUUCUGAGCAAGCAACACUGCACGCCAAACGUCAAAAAAUUAUGAAAGAAAAAAUAUUGAAAAGGCGAUUUUCGACGACAUUGUUUUCAAAAAUCAGGAAAGUCGAAGAAGAGUUACACAAUAAUUUAUGUAACUCGAAUGUGUAAUUAAUUAGCAUGUGAUUGUAUCCGCCUGCUAUCCGAAUAACGAGACAAUGGAUAGCGGGGAUAGGAUUUUGGUGGCCGCGGGGCUGACCGCCGCGGUGGUGGUGGGUGCGUUCGUGCUGUGGGGUCCAGGGGGUGCUCCGAAGAUGCGGAAGCGGCGCGGGCAGAUAGCGGGGUUGCAGAACCUGGGCCGGACUUGCUUCUUGAACACGCUGCUGCAGGCGCUUGCGGCCUGUCCGCUGUUCAUCGACUGGUUGAAGAAGUACGCGAAGGCCGACAGCCACAACAGCAUGAUCACCACGCUCUACACAGUCAUCGAAGUUGUGAAUGGCACUCAUGAGGCAGCCCGUGGCACACCAGUAUGCCCCCUGGGUGUGCUCCAGGCCCUAAGGGCAGCAGGCUGGGUGGUGCCGGCCGACCAGCAGGACGCACAUGAGCUUCUGCAUGUGCUGCUCUCCUGCAUUGAAGAGGAGACCAUUGCCAUGUCCAAGAAGCCGGGUUGCCUCUCUGACGCUCUCGGCCUCGGCGGCGGGCGCGCCUGGUCCGCACUAGCUUCCCCCGCGUCUCCGCCCGCCGCCGGCCUGGGGGGCGCCCGGGCGGACUCCACGCCCCCCACCCCCUGCACCAUGUCCACGAGGCCGCAGUCUGCAGCCGGGGACGAGCCUGCUCUAGCGGACCCUGAGCCAGAGGAGGCGCCGGCGCCGCGGCGGCUGGGCAAGGGCGUGUCGCGCUCGUUCUGCCACCUGAGCUCGGCGGGGCGGCGCUGGGUGCCCGCCGCGCCCGCGCGCCCCGCCCCCCCGCCGCCCUUCCGCGGCACGCUGGCCUCGCGGCUGCAGUGCACCGUGUGUGGCUCCAAGAGUCCGAUCCGGUACGACAAAUUUGACAGCAUUUCACUAUCAAUGGCGAACGCAGCCAUCGGUAACACAGGCACCUACAGUCUUGCUGGACUACUCCGUGCGUUUACGGCUCCGGAGAUGGUAAAGGGUGUCCGCUGUAACAAAUGCUCGCCCGACACGCCGUUAAACACACAACACAUCCGCACAGUCAACUUUGGAAAGUUGCCAGCCUGCCUGUGCCUGCACAUCGGGCGGGUGGAGUGGGCGGGCGGCGCGCUCAGCAAGCGCACGGAGCCGGUGGCCUUCCCCGAGACCGUGGCCAUGGCGCCCUACACGCAGGCGCCGCGACCCGCGACGGACUUAGUGUCACUAAUGAGUGGCGGGCGUUUCCGCGCAGCGGAGUCCGAGCAGAGCGAGGGUUCUUCUCGUGCUCUGUACAGGCUAGCGGCCGUCGUGGUGCACGUGGGCGGGCCCAGGUCCGGACACUUCGCCACGUACCGCCGGGGGAACGGGUUCGAAGCCCGCAGAUGGUGGUACACGUCGGACACGCUGGUGCACGAGGUGUCCCUGGCGGAGGUGCUGCGCUGCGCGGCCUACCUGCUGUUCUACGAGCGCGCGCCCGCACACACCGCGCACACACACACCGCGCACGCGCCCGCCACACCGGCGCACGCGGCGCAGCCCGCCUCGCUUGAUGCCAAUAUGCAUCAUAUAUGAUUUGAUGCGAGCUCCUUGUUUGCGCUCCCUAGGUAUUUGUCUGAUCGUUUGAAUUGUAGGCCGCUUGGUCCUUAUUGAGUCUUUUGUAUAUGGAGCCUUGGCAACUUGCGACUGCUUUGUUUUUAAUAUGUGACGUUAUUAAUAAGGAACCUUAUUUAUUAAACUUCGUUCAUUGUCAUUGACACAUUCGCUGCCAAGAACACGUAUGUGUCUUUAUUUUGUAUUGGAAAUGGGUCGCUUGGCACUGGAAGGGUUAAGGUCUCUUUAACCACACAUCAGAAAUGGUAAAAAAUUGCCCUGAAAAAAAAAAGGUUUUAUCCCUGACAAACUACACAAUUUCCAAGUGUGUCAUAAAUUCUCAAAAGUAUAAAAGUACAAAUGUUAAAAUGUCCUUUGUUUUGUUUAAAAUAUGAAGUCGGAAUGACUCUCGUCUCGGUCGUAAAAACGAAUUUUAGAAUAAAUCCUAAUUAUAAAUGUAAAUCUACCUUUUCUCUAAAAAUCUUGCACUUUUGAACGUGAUUGCGAUCAAUCAGUUUUAUAACAAUUAUUUUGACAUAAUUUAAAAGAUUUACUCAGUUCACGUAGCCUUGAAUAAGUACUUUAUAUUGGAAAUAUCAUACUGUUAGUAUUGAUAAGUAAAUUAGCUUGAACCCUAAAUGGAUCAAGAUUUAUGUCGUUUCAAAGCAAAAAGUCCCAUUUUGUCGUUUGCCAUAAGAACGCUUUGACGAGAUACAAUCAAAUCUCGUCCUUAUGGUAAGCGACAAAGUGGGACCUUUGUCUAAACUUCAUUUUUCGUCUUUGUCAUAUUUAAAGUCUGACUAUACAUAUACUAAACAAAGAGCGUACAUAUUGUCUAUGUCUUAAAACUUGGAGGAUUUAACAAAUGGAGUGGCCUUUAAGAGCUUACCCCUCUCGAAAACCUCGGCCAAUGGUCAUAUGUAUUGUAUGGACUGACGUUUAUCUGACAUGGCUAUUUGUACGUUUACGUAGAAAUAGCCAUACAUUUGACGUGCCCCUCCCCCGCAAAAAUCGGCAGACUGUUUUGUACAGAAAAUUACAGACAAGGCGUCUCCAGUUAAAUCCUCCAAGUCUUAUAAUAGUCAUAAAUGUCAUGAUCAUAAAUAUCAUGACUCGUAUAUAACUAUGGUUUCUGUCACACAUCUGUACUCCUAGUGUAAAUUUAUUGGAUAGCGAGACGUGACGUACGCGUUUGCGUUAAGUAUCAUUUUGUAUGGGCGCUUGGCGCGCUGUUUCUUAAUUCCAUACAAGAUGAGAUUUAACGCAAACGCGUACGUCACGUUUCGCUAUCGAAUAAAUGUACACUAGGGUUUCUGAACUAAUAGAAAUGCGAAGUUAAAUUAAAGAGUUUGUACUGUUCCAAUGAUUACCACUUUGAAUUUCUAUUAGUUAUAUGUCUGUGGUUUUGUUUAUGUACAUCCGCCAUCAGAUAUAUCGGAGCGGUCAAGGAGCUCAAAAAUUUCUGAACAUGCACUCUAACGCGUUGACAAUAGAGGCGUGUUCAGAUAUAUCUGAUUGCGACUGGACAGUGCAAUUUAGACCAAUAAUAUCAGUGAUAUUUGACUGAAAAUACUACUUAUAUUUGGCCUGAAGCGUGUUAGGGUCUUCGUAAGAUCCAUUGUGUUGUAAAUUCUAAAUUAUGUUGCUUGUUUGAAUGUUUGCUUGUAGGCUGAAUAAUGCUUUUAGAGCUCAAAUUACUUGAUUAAUUAAAUUAUUUAUUCUGUGAGAUCUUGUAUAGCUCCUGCUUUUAAUAUUAGCAUUUAUACUAUCUCGUCUUCGAAUGUAAUUGUCCAUUUUAAUGUACAUAACGAAUCAGUAUUACCAGAUGUAAGUUGUCUGAUUCGUCCUUAUAAAUAUAAUUAUCUUCUACACAGAAAAGUUCACACAGUCAGUACGGCUACCAUGAUAUGACACUUGUCGUUUACGCUCGCGACUCGAUCACAGUCCAACUCGCGCGCACUGAUGUAUUGGUGCGAUCGAGAGGGAAUGCGAUCGAGUUUACGCAGUCGCUAGCGUAUGUCAAAUGUCAACUCAUGGUAGCCAUGCAGAAAUGUGGACAACAAGCUCUCCAACUCAGAAGUAUGCUACUGUUUAUGAAUAGAAUAACUGUCUCUUAUUUAUGGUGUUUGCAUGUACGAUGUUUCAUUCUCUAGUUUUCUACGGACUGUAUUUUCUACGCAUUUACUGGGAACAUAUCGGCUCGCACGAAUGCUUUUGACAUGUUUUAACAUAACUUUACAUAAAGCAAGUGCACCUCUAUUAGGGUGCGGCCACACAUAUCGGGUACCACCAAGUCGGUUUUGUGGUAACUACUGGGAAUUUAUUCUGCCAGUAAUUACCACUGGUAACAAGUGGGAACAACCUCACAUAUCGCGAUUCGGAAAAUUUAUGGAAAGCGUUUCUCGCUACCUAAGGAAAACGAUAGAGACAGGGCACAAUUAAACCCGACAGAUUUUAACCACGCAUUCCUGAGGUCAUAAGGAGCAAAAAAUGUUAUAUGAGUUUUUUUUUGCCGAAAAUAAAAUUUCCUUUUGCGUUUUCUGCACACGACACGUUAUUUAUUUUUACACCUUGGUGAAAAAAAAUCAUUACAACGAAUAAGUAAAGUUUUUUUUUUAUAUUUACAGUCGAAAAUUGCGAGUUUACUUUAAAACUUUAAUAUCUGUCAGUAGGUAUGACUAAACCAAGUCACAUUGUGGCAGCGUCACAGCUAAAAAGGCGUUUUUGACUAAGUUAUAAAAGAAACAAAUUUUCACACAAAUUGUCAUUAUCUCUAAAACAAGACCGAUUUCAGAAAACAUUGUAUGACAUUUUAGUCUCUAAAUGCGGUCAAGAAUACACCUUUGAAACCUGUCGGGUUUAAUUGGCCCACGGUGUAUAUACUUUAUAAAAAAAAAAAUAGCGGGAUAGAAACGCCAUCACAAAUAUUCGCCGCAUGUCUGGUCGCACCAUUACAGAUAGGAGGUAAGUUCAAUUCAGUCGGGGCACUUGUCCCAAAUGGCAAAAUUUUGCAAAACAUACAACUGCCUCUCCCCUAACUUGUUGUUUUUAUAUACAUGUAGGUGUACUUGCUCCCUGAUUGAAUUUUUUUAAUAACUGUCCAUUAUCUACCUAAAUGAUAAACUUACCUUGUAUCUACAUAAGCUAUUGACCGAAUUACUAAACACUUUGAUUCUGAAAUUAUGUAAAGAUUGUAUGUAGGAAAACUCCACUAGUAUUACUAAAUACUUACUGAACGACCCCUUGUACAGUAUUUCACUGUGUCCAUCCUUUUCACUCGUAUAGAUUUGAAAGAGAAGGACUGAUGGUAGUAUAACCCUUGUACAGUAUUUCACUGUGUCCAUCCUUUUCACUCGUAUAGACUUGAUAGAGAAGGACUGAUGGUGGUAUAGUUUAAAUUAUCUGCCGAUACUAGUUUUAAGCAAGUUCGUAACUAAUGUAUUUUCAAAUAAUUUCAACUAUACACCGCAGAAUGUUGAGGUAGAUAGGUUAAGAUACCUGUACGGUAACGUCUAAAAAUAUCGAUACGAACAAAGUUCCAAAAAUGUGUAUACACGAUCUUAUUGCCCAUAUUUAGGAUUAUACAUAUUUUUGGGACUUUGUUCGUACUUAUCGAUAUUUUCAAACAUGACCGUACUUUUCAGAUUUCGAAGUGCCAUCUCUAGUGUAAAUGGAUCUUAUCACGUUUUAGAUUUUAACUUUCAUGUACAGUAGUACACACUUGAUAAGGCGCGUCGAUGUACCUGCGCAGAAGAUGAGUUUUAAAAGCGCGCGAAAUGGUGUUGGCCAAUCAUCACGCUUCACGCAGCGCGCGUCUUUUUCCGGGUUUGCUAUUGGUCACUAGCCGUCGCCAUGUUGGCGCGCACCGCAUCGCAUGUUAGUCAGCCGCCAUAUUGUAAUUGCAGAGAGACGUGGUUCGUGCGAGUGAGACGGAACUAACACCUGUAGUGUACUAUAGACCUUGCGCUGUGAUCUUACGGUUGAUUGUAAGUUUUAAGUUUUCUUUCGUUAAUUUUCGGAGCCGUAUUUUCUUUCUGCGCGAACGAAGAUUCACGACGCGCCUUAUCAAGUGUGUACUACUGUAAUAUUUAACUUAUUCAUGACUAUUUUUCACAUAGUGGUACGGUGACAGCUGUCAUCUCCACACAAUUUAUAACCUUAAAACGCAUGACAUGACAGCUGUCAACGGCGACAGCUAACCCAAGCUAUAUGAAAAAUAUUAUGUUCUUUACCUUUUGAACGCCACGCCUAUCGCACGCGGCGCGUAAUCGUGAACCUUGUCAGUACGCAUGAAGGUUGAUAUUGGGCUGUAGCCGCGCGCGUCAUAUGACGUCUUUGGCGGUCAAAAGGUUAAAAAUGCUGUGUUAUGUAUUUUAAAUUGCUUUACUACUCAUGUAGCACAUUAUGUAAAAUAUUUUUUAACCAAAGUAAAUCUGGGCAAGUUACCACAGUGCAUUUUUGGGCGUUUUCUAAAAUAAAUAUUGAAGACCUGAUUCACACAGAUAGCAUUCUCCAUCCUACCAUUUAAAAAAACCUUGGUGUUUUUGGGUUCUUUCAACUCUGAAUCACUAGCAUAUUCAAUCCUGAUGCUGAAAUAAUGUCCCUAUUUUUUUUUAAAUGAUAUUGUAGUUUCCACAUCGUCACGUACAUUGGUACAAAUGAUUUUUUUUCACACUAAAACGUGACUUAAUGGAACGGACAUUUAGGGACAUAUUUUUUUAAUGGUAGAAUGGACAAUGCAAGGACAAGAAUGCCCAGAUAUGUAAGAAUCACGUUUUCAAUAUUUAUUUUAGAAAACGCCCUUUUGGGUGUCUCACGAAUUUAAAAACCCUGUAUCAUACUUACUUAGCUCGGGCUUAGGUAAAUACCUCGUUUUAAUUAUCGACUCCAGAUGUGUAUUUUUGGGUGACUAUACUCACAUAGUUAUAGCUGUAUGUCUUAGGAAUAGAUUCCCUAUCGUGAUAUUUAGAUUGCAUAUACUUAUGCACUUUGUAUGAUACUUAUAGUAAUAUUUCAAAUUUUGUUCCAUCAUACAUCAUAAAUUCCUUAUAAGAAUCACUUAAGAGGCACAUGUGUCCUUUUAUAUCUCAAUAGACUCACCGAGUGCAAUACAAUCAGUUUUUCCCGAAGUGCAUAUGAAAAUAUAAAACUUUUGUUCGUAUAAUUUGUGAUUAUGUUAAAAUGUUUGUGCCUUUGUUUAAUUUUAAGCUAUAAGAACUUUAAAAAGCUCAAAAAAAUUCUUAAAAUCCAUUAAAAAAAAUUGUCUUGUAAAAACCAAAGUGAUUUGUCCUUUUGUGAUCAGUGCCGAAUUAACACAAUUUGAUAGCUUGAAAAUUUCUAAGCGGUGAAAAGGUUAAAUUUUGGUUAAUCCGGCAUUGUUAGUGGUAAUGGCGAGGCUUCCAGAGCAACUGGUGUGGCAACUGUAGAGGCCUGCCAGGCGGGCCCGGUGUACACGUUAUUAUACAAUUACAUUUAUCAUUGUAA